AUCCUGGAGAUGAUGAUCGCAAAUUUGAACAGUGGAAGAUGCAAAGUGAACAAUCAAUAUUCUCAAGAUGAUGAAGCUUGUGAUACUCUUAAGUGCUCUAGUUUGUAGUGCAUUGAGUGUUGAAUUGCGCCGAGAUGAAUCGUAUCCUCCGCCGGCAGUGCUGAGAGUCAUCAAAAUCGCACAUGAUGUAUGUGCGCCUAAAACAGGUGUAAAGGAAGAGCACAUCAAGGAGUUCAGCGAUGGGGAAGCCAUCGAGGAUCCUGCUCUCAAGUGCUACAUGAAUUGCCUCUUCCACGAGUUUGAAGUGGUCGAUGACACUGGCCAUGUGCACUUCGAGAAGCUCUACAAUCGCCUUCCGGCGGAGCUGAAGGAUCGAGCGAGGGCAGUUAUUGACAAAUGCUUGGAACCAGUUGGUGACGAUUUAUGCGAAAAGGCCUAUUGGCUCCACAAGUGCUGGAAAACCGAGGAUCCAUCGCACUACUUCCUGGCUUGAGGGGCAACGCGUGAACCAAAAAGACGUAUGCUCAGAACAAUUGUAGUUUUCUUAGAAUAGAGACAAAAACAUUGACAAUAAAAUAUUAGAAUAUUUCUCCUUUCA
Messenger RNA from Phlebotomus argentipes, 598 nucleotides. RefSeq names its product pheromone-binding protein-related protein 6-like. Gene Ontology annotation, biological process: sensory perception of smell. Gene Ontology annotation, molecular function: odorant binding. The record is from RefSeq and is a predicted model, not a curated record. Lineage: Eukaryota; Metazoa; Arthropoda; Insecta; Diptera; Psychodidae. Bases 68 to 493 code for a protein of 141 amino acids. The transcript has 4 exons.